AACAGCAUGUGUGGGCUCCGACUGGUGUUGCUGCUGGGCGUGCUUCUCUGCAUGGGGGCUCAGGUGGCUCACGCCCAGCACUGGUCCCAUGGGUGGUACCCCGGAGGAAAGAGGGAGCUGGACUCCUUCAGCACAUCAGAGGUUUCAGAGGAGAUAAAGCUGUGUGAGGCAGGGGAGUGCAGCUAUCUGAGACCCCAGAGGAGGGGCAUCCUGAGAAACAUUGUUCUAGAUGCCUUAGCAAGAGAACUCCAGAAGAGAAAGUGACAGUUCUUCAUCUCACUGUGAUCUACUCUGAUUUUCUAUCUGGAACUGAGACGUGAUUCUGUGUUCUCAAAAUCUUGUUUAU
Molecule: messenger RNA, 346 nt
Organism: Salarias fasciatus (jewelled blenny)
Lineage: Eukaryota; Metazoa; Chordata; Actinopteri; Blenniiformes; Blenniidae
Gene: gnrh2
Product: gonadotropin-releasing hormone 2
Exons: 3
Coding region: 7-264 (85 amino acids)
Biological process (GO): reproductive process; multicellular organism development
Cellular component (GO): extracellular region
Molecular function (GO): gonadotropin hormone-releasing hormone activity; gonadotropin-releasing hormone receptor binding
Source: RefSeq, a predicted model, not a curated record